Paramacrobiotus metropolitanus is the source of this 763-nucleotide messenger RNA. RefSeq lists its product as uncharacterized. The record is from RefSeq and is a predicted model, not a curated record. The transcript has 2 exons. Lineage: Eukaryota; Metazoa; Tardigrada; Eutardigrada; Parachela; Macrobiotidae. Bases 106 to 723 code for a protein of 205 amino acids.
UUGGAGAGGGAUACGAAUAAUACGUUCCCAUUUAUUAUUGGACCAAUAUUAUUGAUGUACCAUUAGGGCAGUACCGAGCACCUCUUCAUUUGUAAUCACUAGAAAAUGGCUGAGAGCAGCGACGUCGAAGCCCCUCAAAAUCGAUCAGUUAAGUCAUGGCAGUCCAAAGAAGAUCGGAAUCUCUCAAAGGAGAACCACGGACACAGUUGGCACAAUAUUGCUACCCACGAAACCUGGAAGUGUGCCGCUGUCCUGGCCCCUUUAAGCAAAAUGAUGGUGGUGCAAGGGUUACUCCGUGCUUACAUCGUGGCAUUCGCACUAUAUACUGAAAGCAUCAAGAUCAAGCCGGACUGGCCGGAAAAACGUGAAUCGACGGUGAAGAAAUUUUUACCUUACGUCGUGGGUAUGUCUCUGCCUUGGUUCUUCUUUUCCGUGCCUGCCAUUGCCGCGAUGGUGAAGACCCUAUCUCUGCGGACCUGGAUAAAGGAUUUCCGUGGCACCGUCUCGGCUUCACAGAUGGAUCAACAGGCGGUCACGGUGUUCUCCGCUAAAUGUGCUAAUGUCUGCCAGAAACUGCGCAAUAUCGGCGAAUUCAAAUCGUGCGAUAUGCUGUCUGUGCGAUUGUCUGUCAAAUCGUGCGAUAUGCUUUUGCUCUUAUCUCGGACCAAGCCAUGUUCGUUGCUUACGAUCAUCUCUGGGGACCCCUGCUAUUGGCCGCAAUAGUAAAUUUCAUCGCGGGAUGGCACUACCUGCUGGAACUAGA